Messenger RNA from Rubroshorea leprosula, 2080 nucleotides. NCBI's taxonomy places the organism in Eukaryota, Viridiplantae, Streptophyta, Magnoliopsida, Malvales, Dipterocarpaceae. The record is from the annotation of a GenBank genome assembly.
CAAACACAUUGCGCCUCUCUCUCAAUCAAUCCAGAUACUCUCUCUGUUAUACUUUUAAGUUCCGUGAAUUCUGCUUUCGCCUAUUAUCCUCCUGAAUUGUGAUUUUAUUAGUUUCUGGCUUUGAAGGGGAAAUCUUUGCCUAUGGUUAGAUUAGUGUCUGGCGAUCCCUAUGACGGGGAUUGCUCUCAGGAUAAACAACGCGAGGAAGGUAGGCGUUGGUAUUAUUCUAGGAAAGAAAUUGAAGAAAAUUCACCUUCUAAGAGGGAUGGCAUUGACCCCAAGAAAGAAGCAGACUUGCGCAAGUCAUAUUGUAUUUUUCUUCAAGACUUGGGCAAGAGACUUGACAUACCCCAAAUAACUAUUGCUACUGCAAUAGUAUUUUGUCACCGAUUCUACCUUCAUCAAUCUCAUGCAAAGAAUGAUAGAAGGACUAUAGCUACAGCGUGUAUGUUUCUUGCGGGGAAGGUUGAAGAGACUCCACGUCCACUGAGGGAAGUUAUCCAAAAAUCUUAUGAAAUCAUUAACAAUAAGGAUCCUAAAGCAGCUCAGAAGAUCAAGCAGAAGGAGGUGUACAAUCAACAGAAAGAAUUAAUUUUACUUGGAGAGAGGAUUGUUCUCACAACUCUUGGUUUUGAUAUAAAUGUGCAACAUCCAUAUAAACCCCUUGUUGUGGCAAUAAAACAAUUUAAGGUCGCUCAGAAUUCUCUUGCACAAGUUGCAUGGAAUUUCAUCAAUGAUGGACUGCGGACAUCUCUUUGCUUGCAGUUUAAACCCCACCACAUUGCUGCUGGUGCCAUUUUCCUUGCUGCAAAGUUUCUGAAAGUAAAGCUUCCAUCUGAUGCGAACAGGGUCUGGUGGCAGGAGCUUGAUAUUACCCCACGCCAGUUGGAAGAAGUUAGCAGUCAAAUGUUGGAACUAUAUGAACAAGCUAGUGACGUUCAAGGAAGUUCAGGUGGCAUGACUGUGAAUCCACCAUUAAAAGCUCCUAAAAACAAAGAGCAUGCUGUAUCUGCCAGAUUUGAAACCUCAAAAGAAUCCUUCUUUAAUCAUCAUCAAUUUUCUGCUGACGAUGACACUGCCAGUGAAAGUAACGAGCAUGGAAGCUCAGGAAUGGAAAGUGCCCUUAUUAACAUAUCAUAUAGUGGGUCUGUAAAUGAUCAACAGGCUGAACCAGAGACGUCUCAUCAGAUGGGGGAAGCUGAAAGCAAAAUGAGAUCUGGGUCCACUGGAUUUGUUGAAAUAAAUACAAGUAAAUCUAAAGAUCUUGGGGAGCUGAAAGAUAAGUAUAUUGAACAAGGUGAUCAAUCCUCUUCUCAACUGGAAGAUGGUAUUGAACUGGCUGCUGAGAGUGAGAAAUACAGUGGGGUUAAGAGGCAGAGCUGGUCACUGCCAGAAAGACAAGAAUUUAAGAACUUGCACGAUAGAAAACUACAAGAAGAUGCUGGAGAUGAAAAAAGUGAAGAAAUGAAGAGGCAGUCAUCGUACAAACCAGAUACAGAUAAUGUGGAAGAAGGGGAAUCACCAAUACCUGAUGAUGCUGGCCAUCAUUAUCAGUCACCAGAGUUUAGCAAAUCAUGUUCAAUGGGCCAAUCGUCCACCUGACAAACUGCCACCGGGGAACUAGCAUGAUUAUGGACCAGGAUCUCACUGUUAAGAUCAAUUUUUAUUAGAUUGGAACAGCAUGGACCCAGUGGUUACAUGUAGAGGGAUCAUAGUAGACGUGCCAGAAAAUCAUGGUUGAGGUGAAACUCUUGCUUGAGGACGUACUUGAUUCUCGGGAUAUAAUAGGUAAAAAUAUUUAUAAAAAUAAGCAUAUUUUCUUGUGCGAAUAACUUACCUGGAAAGAGACUUUUCAUGAGGAGAAGAAGGGUGAAAUAGUCUCUCAAGAGUAGCGAUACAAAAGCAAUAGGCAGGCAUGAAUAAUCUUUUAGCGAAAUGUAAUAAUGCAUGGUCAUAUGAAAGUUGUCCAAAAGGAUGUUGUAUUUUUAUUUGGUGCAUCUGAGUAUGACCUAUGUAGCAAUAACUAGAAUUCCUUUCCAAUCUUUUUCUCCCCUCCAAGUCCCUUCUUGUUUAGUGCAUC